AUGGGGGAAAUGAGCCAAGAUGAGGAUGUUCACCUUCUCGCAGACACGAAUUUGUCCGAAGGCUGGGCGUUUCGACAGACAGAUCGAACAGAGGACGAAUGGCUACCUGUGAAGAAGAUACCCUCAACUGUGCAUCAAGACCUGAUCGAUAACAAAAAGCUCGACGACCCUUUCAUCGGCUUUAACGAGAUCAAGGCAGAAUGGGUUGGCACCAAAUCGUGGAUAUACAAGAAGACAUUCAAGAGGCCCAACGUACCUGCAGGAGCUAUCGCUGUGUUGGCUUUCGACGGACUCGACACAUUUGCACAUGUCAGGUUGAACGGCAAGACGAUACUGGAAAGUGACAACAUGUUCCUGCCCUACCGCGUUAAUAUCACUCAUAGUUUGAGCUCAGACAUUGAACAAGAGCUGGAGGUUGAGUUUGACUCAGCCUUGCUUAAAGCGCGCGAGAUCAAAGCACAACAUCCUGAACACAAAUUCGUUGGGUUCAAUGGUGACCCUGCAAGAAUGGGAGUGAGAAAAGCUCAAUAUCAUUGGGGUUGGGAUUGGGGUCCUGUGUUGAUGUGUGCGGGUAUAUGGCGUCCCGUCACGCUCGAGAUCUAUUCCACUAAGAUUGCAGAUGUACGAAUAGAGCAGGAUCUGUCAGCUGAUUAUAAACGUGCUUCAACUCAAGUUACAAUGGAGCUUGAAGGUCAUGUAAAAGAGGGGUACAGUGCUGAAGUCUCCCUAUCUUUAAAUGGCAAGCUCAUCAAGAGAUCUUCAUCCGAGACGGUCCACGACAACACAUUCGUCCUACCAUUGGAAGUGGAAGAUGUCCAGUUGUGGAUGCCAAAUGGUUAUGGAAAACAAAAUCUGUAUGAUGUACAGGCUCAAAUCAUAUCGGAAAAUGGCGAUCAGAUCCACACCGUUACCAAGCGUAUUGGCUUUAGGCGGGUCGAGCUGAUACAGAGGCCAGACAGACACGGGAAGAGUUUUUUCUUCCGCGUCAAUGGAGUCGACAUAUUCUGUGGUGGCUCGUGCUGGAUCCCAUCCGACAGCUUUCUCACAAACGUCACACCUGAAAGGUUACGGUCCUGGAUGCAGCUUAUGGUCCCUGCUAAUCAGAAAAUGAUUCGUGUUUGGGGCGGCGGCAUUUUCGAGGAGGAUGCCUUCUACGAUGCAUGCGACGAACUGGGUAUUCUUGUUUGGCAAGACUUUCUCUUCGCCUGCGGAAAUUAUGGUUGCUGGCCAACGAUGUUGCAAUCGAUCGAAGCUGAGGCAGUGGCAAACGUCCGACGUUUGCGACAUCAUCCUUGUUUGGCCAUCUUUGCUGGCAAUAACGAAGAUUACCAGGUGCGAGAACAAAGUGGGUUGACUUAUAACUAUGGGGACAAGGAUGAAAGCAACUGGCUCAAGACCGACUUUCCGGCGCGAUACAUAUACGAAGCACUCCUGCCUCGCGUUAUGGCGAAAGAGCUACCCUCAGUCCCUUAUCAUCCCGGAAGUCCUUGGGGUGAUGGUAAAAUAUCAUCCGACCCAACAAUAGGCGAUAUGCAUCAAUGGAACGUUUGGCACGGUACACAGGAGAAGUACCAGAUCUUCGACUCGCUCGGUGGUAGGUUUAAUUCGGAGUUCGGCAUGGAGGCUUUCCCACAUAUUGCAACCAUUAAAUCCUUCGUUGAAAAAGAGGAAGACCUCUAUCCACAAAGUCAUGUCAUAGACUUCCACAACAAGGCCGACGGUGCGGAGAGACGCAUUGCAACCUAUCUUGUCGAGAACGUGCGGACAGCGACUAGUCUCGAAGCUUACAUUCACCUCACACAACUCAUACAAUGUGAAGCACUGAUGUUCGGCUACCGUGGUUGGCGAAAGCAGUGGGGUGACGACAGACUUUGUGGAGGUGCUCUGGUGUGGCAACUUAACGACUGCUGGCCGGUCACAAGUUGGUCAAUCUGCGACUACUACCUCAGGCGGAAACCUGCUUACUACGCCAUGGCUCGAGUUCUGGCUCCCCUUGCUAUCGGCGUACGACGUCAACACGACGAUUGGAGUGUAACGCAUGCUAGGCAGCCCAAGACACAAGAGUGGGAGCUCUGGGCUGUAAGUUCAAAAUUGGAGGACAAGAUAGUUGAUAUCGAGCUCAGAUUUGUUUCUGUCAGCACUGGUAAAGAUAUCAAGGAUAAAAUCUUGAAGACAGGAAUUUCACUAACCGCCAACGGAACGACAAAUAUCCUGAAAGGAUACAUCGACAACUUUCAGGAUGAACCGCAUGUGCUUGCUGCACGAAUGUGGGUGGAUAGCAAGCUUGUAGCAAGAGAUACUGAUUGGCCACAACCCUUGAAGUACUUGCCGUUCUCUGAACGAGGAGUCAAGGUGAAUGUCAAGGGGGAUGAUAUGCAUGUCAGUGUGCAGAGACCUGUAAAGUGUCUGGUGUUUGAGGAGCGUCAAGGCUGUCAUCUUACUGAUAGUGCCAUCGACCUGGUGCCUGGUGACGAUCAAAUCAUCACGGUCAAAGGACUUGACAAAGGAGACAAGUCGCUGGACUGGACAUACCUAGGUGCUGGUGAGCAGUGA
Messenger RNA from Lithohypha guttulata, 2553 nucleotides. RefSeq lists its product as uncharacterized. Bases 1 to 2553 code for a protein of 850 amino acids. Gene Ontology annotation, molecular function: beta-mannosidase activity. Gene Ontology annotation, biological process: glycoprotein catabolic process; carbohydrate metabolic process. The record is from RefSeq and is a predicted model, not a curated record. NCBI's taxonomy places the organism in Eukaryota, Fungi, Ascomycota, Eurotiomycetes, Chaetothyriales, Trichomeriaceae. The transcript has 2 exons.